Malus domestica (apple) is the source of this 727-nucleotide messenger RNA. RefSeq names its product protein SPIRAL1-like 1. Gene Ontology annotation, biological process: cortical microtubule organization. The record is from RefSeq and is a predicted model, not a curated record. Gene Ontology annotation, cellular component: cortical microtubule, transverse to long axis. Lineage: Eukaryota; Viridiplantae; Streptophyta; Magnoliopsida; Rosales; Rosaceae.
AAUAAAAUAAAAAUUGGAAAACAGUGACAGCGUAUCUGCACUGAUAUGUUUAUAUAACACCUAGAAGUGGCGUGCAGUUUCUGUGUGUCUCCAGUAGCUCAACACUCUCUGCUUCCACAGCUCUCCCUUCCAGAUCUGAUCCCAACAACCAGGGUUAUCUGUGAAGAAGUUACAGAACAUGGGUCGUGGAGUUAGCAGCGGUGGGGGACAGAGUUCUUUGAACUAUCUUUUUGGGAGUGGAGAGGCUCCAAAACCGGCUGCCAACAAUGCUCAAGCUGCGCCAGUUCCAGAUGAGCCUGCUUCCAAGCCUGUUGCUCCUGCUCCUGCUCCUGAACCAGUUGAUAUCACCAAGGCGAUUCCUGCUGGUAUCCAUAGCACCUCUACAAACAACUACAUGCGUGCAGAUGGCCAGAACACCGGAAACUUCAUAACGGAUCGACCCUCGACCAAGGUCCAUGCUGCCCCGGGCGGUGGAUCUUCUUUGGGUUACCUCUUUGGUGGACCGGGUGGUAACUGAGACAGACAUGCCCUUCGUUUCGUUGAUCCGUUAUAUAAACAAUGGAAGUCUCUAUGGAUUCUGUGAUGUAAUAUAGGUCUUGUGGUUGUUGGGAUCAUUCAGCCAAGAAUGAUCUAUUUUAGAUGGAUAAACCAUCUGAUACAGAUUUCGUUUUCAUGGACAAACCAAACAUUUCCUAGUGCAUAUUUCGUGUUUCUCGUUAUUUUCUCA